AUGGCCGAUGUUGCGGUCGAGAACCCGGCGAACCAGGUGGCGCCUCAUCGAAAACAGCUCCCGUCUUCCAUACCGAACAUCGACUCGCUAGAGGGCCUAACCUCCGAUGGCUCAGACGAAUAUUCCACAUUGAAGAAGCUGCAACGGCAUCUGGAAUAUAUCCAGCUUCAAGAAGAGUACAUCAAGGACGAGCAAAGGAGCUUAAAGAGAGAGCUGGUGCGAGCCCAAGAAGAGAUCAAGCGCAUUCAGAGUGUGCCGCUGGUCAUUGGACAGUUUAUGGAAGCUAUCGAUCAGAACACGGCCAUCGUUCAAUCAUCAACAGGAUCCAACUAUGUCGUCCGAAUACUCUCAACCCUCGAUCGCGAGCUCCUCAAACCCUCCUCAUCCGUCGCACUCCAUCGCCACUCCAACGCCCUUGUUGAUAUCCUUCCCCCCGAGGCCGACUCCUCUAUUGCCAUGUUAGGGGCGGAUGAGAAGCCCGACGUGACAUAUGCAGAUGUGGGUGGUUUGGAUAUGCAGAAACAAGAGAUCCGAGAAGCCGUCGAACUCCCCCUAACACACUUCGACCUUUAUAAGCAAAUCGGUAUUGACCCACCUCGCGGUGUUCUUUUGUACGGGCCUCCUGGGACCGGGAAGACUAUGUUGGUAAAGGCAGUGGCAAACUCAACCACGGCGAGUUUCAUCCGAGUCGUCGGCUCCGAAUUUGUGCAAAAAUAUCUCGGAGAAGGUCCUCGCAUGGUUCGUGAUGUCUUCCGAAUGGCACGCGAGAACUCUCCAUCUAUUAUAUUCAUCGACGAGAUCGAUGCCAUUGCCACCAAGAGAUUCGACGCCCAAACCGGCGCAGACAGAGAAGUGCAGCGUAUUCUUCUAGAGUUGCUCAACCAAAUGGAUGGAUUCGAUCAAACCUCCAACGUCAAAGUCAUCAUGGCAACCAACCGAGCCGAUACCCUAGAUCCCGCUCUUCUCCGUCCCGGACGUUUGGACAGAAAGAUCGAGUUCCCCAACCUCAGGGAUCGAAGAGAGAGACGGUUGAUCUUCACCACCAUUGCAUCCAAGAUGUCCUUGUCUCCUGAAGUUGAUCUAGAUAGUUUAAUCGUGCGCAAUGAUCCCUUGAGCGGUGCUAUCAUUGCCGCGAUCAUGCAGGAAGCUGGGCUGCGGGCUGUGAGAAAGAACAGGUAUAAUAUCAUCCAAUCGGAUCUUGAGGAUGCGUAUUCAAGCCAGGUCAAGGGAGCACAAGAGGCGAACAAAUUCGAUUUCUACAAGUAG
Messenger RNA from Venustampulla echinocandica, 1266 nucleotides. RefSeq names its product p-loop containing nucleoside triphosphate hydrolase. The record is from RefSeq and is a predicted model, not a curated record. Lineage: Eukaryota; Fungi; Ascomycota; Leotiomycetes; Helotiales; Pleuroascaceae. Gene Ontology annotation, biological process: proteasome-mediated ubiquitin-dependent protein catabolic process. Gene Ontology annotation, cellular component: proteasome regulatory particle, base subcomplex. Gene Ontology annotation, molecular function: ATP hydrolysis activity; ATP binding; proteasome-activating activity. The coding region runs from base 1 to 1266 and encodes 421 amino acids. The transcript has 6 exons.